AAGCCGCGCUUGAUUCUCUACUCAGAGCGGGGAAAUGGCUGCCGAUCGUUCUUAGGCGAGUGCAGAAACAGAAACAGAAACAGAGGACGGAAAAGAAAAGGUGUCAACGUUGUCAGUGCAAACAAGCGCAAAGUGUAAUCGUGUGCUUAAAAGUCCAAAAGAACUGAAAACCGGAUGCAAAACUAAAUUCUGUGCGUGGAUACAUUUCGUAAUUUGUGGGUCCGGGCUGCAGGAAGGCGACCCGUCAGAGGCCGUCGUUGGAAAAUGACCGGAAAUGCGCACACAUCUAUGGAGGCAGAGAGAGAGAGAGAGAGAGAGACGACGACGACGGCGACGAGACCAACUGACACGCCUGCGCACAGGCCAUUCCCCGUUUCAUGCCGGAAAAGCCUCUACGAAAACAUAUUUGUCGGAAAGCAAUAGCCUAGCCUGACCAAUUUCAAAGAAGCUCUGGCCAGAAGAAACAGAAGUUUAGGGUUUCGUUUCACAUGUGUGUUCAAUCAAUAAAAAAAUAGAAAUGUUAUGGCGGCGAUAAAUUGCGAUGCCACCGUACAACAAUAACAACUAACGGCAGCCAAGUGCAAAUAAUAUUACAAUUUGCGUUUAUGGUGGUAUUAAAACAAAAAAGUAAAAGCGUGUACCCCCAGCAAGUGCUGGGAGAGAUGGUCAACAGCACUUGGCACUCAUUUGCAUGGCGCUGGCGAAGCUCUUUGUUGCUUUCCGGCGACGACACGCGUCGCCAUUCAGAUGAGUCACAAUCAAAAGGCUUGGCCGGAGAAGGUGGAGGCCCAGGCCAAGGCACAGGCACUGCCCCUUCUCCACAAAACAGUGGAAACCGCAAGUGACAGCGGAGGUAGAGAUAGAGGAAGAUAUAGAGAUUCACUUGGCUACACCCCGAGAAGUUCACAGUGCCAUUGGGCGCCCGAAACAGAUUUCGUAAUAACGUUUAAUGACAAAUACAGUACACAAGCGAGUGUAGAAAUUUUGUAUACUCGCAAUCCCCUGUACCCAGUACUGUGUAGUAUAGUGGGGGAAAAAAAAUGAAAAGCAUAACGUCAUCAGCCGCUGAUUUUCCAUGAGUUUCCAGCCAAACGAAGCGUGCAACCAAAAAAUAAAAAAUGACAAAAAGAAAAACACGAUCCAAGCGCAAUACAAAUUGUAUUGUGUUUCGACGCGUAGCUGUUAGACGAUCGAAUCAAGUGGUGCUCCCGAGGCUCACGUAGUAUAUAUAGUUCAUCUAUUAAUAUCCCAGCCAGAGCAGACAAUGCAGUCAAGGACCACAGCGGGUUGCUCGUCGGCGCCCUGGGGGAGUUUCAACCUCAACGGAGAAGGCGGUGGAGAACAUCCAGCUACACCUUCAGUCGGUCUCUGCUAGUGCCAACCUGUUAAUUUCUAAGGCAAAAAGGCAAAACUGUGUGCAUUCGAUGAACAUGACAGCUCCGAGUCCAAAAACAACCGCCAGAGAAGCCACAAUAAAACCCGAGCGAGAAAUCAAACGAUCUACAGAACAAGCAUUCAACGCAUAUUAACGCAAAGCGCUUCAAAUUAACACUGAAAAACAAACAGAAAAAAAUAUAAAAUGGAUACAAUGGCAACUACUAAACGGCCAGAAAUGGAACAGUUUUUGUUGGAUGUGCGCGCCCACUUUCGUGCCUCGCUGGAGACAUCCGAGUACGAAAACACCUCGAAUCUCUUCCACAUGACGGCCGCCGAACAGACGGCGGAGCUGCUGGAGCGCUGCGAGCUGCUGCUGGCGGGCUAUGCAGACGCAGACGUCCAGGUGCCAGCUCCAAGCAUCAAGUCGAAUGGGAAUGGAAUGGGCGACUGUGUCGAUAGCAAAGUGGGCGCGGAGACCGGUCCCAGUUGCUAUCUGGAGAUGUUGUCCUCGCCAUCGUCGUCCAAGAACUCGCUGGCCGCAUCGCGGGAGUAUAUCGAUCUGAGCAGCAGUGGCUCCUUGGACAGUGACAAGACUUUUCGCUUCUCCGCCAACCCACCAGGAGCAGGUUCAGUUGCUAAGGAUGAUAAGGAACAGCAGCUGUAUGAGACCUGUCAGAGCCAGGGUCAGGGCCAAGACCAGGGCGAGGAUGAGGCGCAAAAGGUCAUAACCUUCACCCACGAGCUGAUCAUUGACUGUCCAUACGCAGACCUUCCCGCCGGACACCUGUCUCUGCAGAGAUCCACCAAAUACGGACAGCUUCAGCGGAUUGUACCAAAGCGCUUGUUCUUCGAUCAGACCAGAAAGUGCUACUGCGGCAUCCUCAACGAGUGGAUGCUCUGCUAUGCGGAUGGUCCGACUGCCUGCCGGCCCAGCAGCAGUCUCUACCUGAAAAGCUCCGCCAUUGAGAUCGAGCACUUUGGCGAGGGGAAACGGCGUGACAUUUGCUUCCAGAUAACCACCGACGAUCCCAACAAGAAGUUCGUUUACCAGGCCAACAACGAGGUCGAUGCCAAAGAGUGGAUCCACGCCAUUGAGGCAGCCAUACGUGGCGAUGCCACCACCACUGUACACCAGUCCCUGAAGAGCCCGCUUCCACGCAAACUGCCCACACCGCCAGUCACGAAGAGAAUAAACUAUUCAGCUACGCCCACAACAACGGACUGCAUUUACGAAGAGCCUUCGCCCAUUUACAACCUUACCGUGGAUUUGUCGGGGACGCCACCCAAACUGCCUGAGAAGACUCAUAGUCCAAGCGCCCUGGCCAGGCGCUUUGAGUAUGACGUGCCAAAGUGUCCGCCGCAGCCGCUGAAGGAGGCGACAUCAUCCGUCGGGGAGGUGGAAACGAUGGUGCUACUUAGUGAUGGCGGAACCAAGGCGCAGACACAGCCACAACCACAACCGUCCAGUCUGCACGACAGUCUGGUCAUGGACUUCCACGCCAAGGUAAAGACCGUCCACAGUGAGCUGUCUACGCAGCUGUCGCCAGGCGGUCCCAGUCCGGAGCGCCUGAAGAAGGCGGUGAAGAAGAGCUACUCCUGCGCAAGCAACAGCAGCGAUUCGGAGCAGCUGUCGCUGUCGCUGACGAGUCCUGCUCAAAGCCCCAACAACAAGGAGCAGAAGAAGCAACGCAAAUCUCAGACAUCAGCACAGACGAGUCCGCAGAAGAUGACGUCCACGCCCGGGAAGGACUGUGAUAAGCUGGCGAGGAAUUGGUUUCUCAGUCGUCUCAAUAAGAGCACAGGACAGAAGACAGCGAGCACGGCCAGCGCUGCGCCCGCCAAUACCAAGUGCAAGCAGAGCGAGAAGGAGAAUCUGCUGACAGAUCCGGAUCUCGGGGAGGGCUACGGCUAUGAUGGGGCACUUCCAGGCGAACGCGACCUGAGUUUGUCGAACAGCAGUCCCUCCUCCCCCAGCCUGAAAGCCGAGGCCAAGAGCAAAGUGAACAUGAUCAUCAAUCAGUUCGAGAGCAGCGGCCAUCUGUCCACCAUGUUCAGCGUGGAGGCGCUGGCGGCGAAUGCCCUGGCCUCGCUCACCUCCUUCUGCGACAACGACAGCUGCAGCAACUACGAGCCCAUCAUGCCACUAUCCACACCUCCCAGCAGCUUCCUCAAGAAGGUGUAGACCAAAUCCAGGUGCACUCAUCGCGAUCUUGCUCGUCUCGUCUCUGCGCGCGCUUUAGUCCUUCCCUCCACAGAUGAAUUGUAGAUUUAGUUCUUAAGCUAGUGGAAACCGCUCUCUGGAUGUC
Drosophila persimilis is the source of this 3683-nucleotide messenger RNA. RefSeq lists its product as uncharacterized. The coding region runs from base 1580 to 3559 and encodes 659 amino acids. The record is from RefSeq and is a predicted model, not a curated record. NCBI's taxonomy places the organism in Eukaryota, Metazoa, Arthropoda, Insecta, Diptera, Drosophilidae. The transcript has 5 exons.